AAAGAGGGAAUAGAGAAACAACGAAGAAAAUGAGGUCGCAAUAAACCAAAUUACAGAUCACACAUUCGACUGUAUUCUGAUCAUGUAACACUAAUCCUAACAUCGUUUUACCUUAAUUUGAUUGCUUCCAAAAAAAUUAGUUCGAAACACUUAAAACAGCAGUCCCUAAUUAUUCAAAAGAAAUAUAUCAUGGAUGAAAACGAAAAUGGGUUUAUGGGAGUUAAUUCCUUGACUCCCCCAAAUCCAGAUUUUACUGAUGGCGAUGAGCCCUCCGUUUCUGGCUGCAACUUUUUAUUGGAUCGCACUGGAGAAGUCGUUCUUACGCAUACUUCAGAUGGAUUGUCAUGGAAACUGGUUGAUUCUUCGAAUGAUGAAGGGGAUAAGUUUUCUUGUCUGGGAUUCAAACUUGUUUCAAAUACAGAAAUCGAGGUCAAUAUUGCUGAUGUUUAUGCUGUUAACUUCAUUGGUUGGGGUUUGGUCCAUGAAUCUGCUCUUGCCAGCUUGGAAGUAUCCCUUUUAGAUCGUUCUUCUGAGAUGUACAGGUUUGCUAUCCAUGUUGUUCACAAAUCAAAGACCCAAUCAUCUCUUUGGACACCAUCAGUUUACACUUUUGGUCAUAAGAAUUUGGAGAUCUGUAUGUCUUGGGUUAACCAGAUUAAUUCUCAUCUACAUGUGGAAGUUAAGCGACCGAAGAAUCUUCUGGUUUUGGUUCAUCCGAGGAGUGGGAAAGGACAUGGAUGCAAAAUAUGGGAAACAGUGGCUCCCUUAUUUUCUCAAGCCAAAGUUAAAACUAAGGUAAUAGUGACAGAGAGAGCCGGACAUGCAAGAGAUAUACUGUCCUCAAUUACAAAUAGGGAGCUGAGUUUGUACGAUGGUGUUGUAGCUGUAGGUGGUGAUGGAUUUUUCAAUGAAAUUCUUAAUGGUGUUCUCUUGUCAAGGCAUAGAGCUCCAUAUCCACCAGCUCCUUCUUAUAUUAUGCCCCCUGCUGAGAGUGAAUGCAAUGUUUCAAAUCAUAAUGCUAACGGAACAAUCUCGGAGCACUCUGAUCAUAAUGAAGAUGGAUCUCCUCUUCUGAGGGGCUCUGAGCACAUUGAACGUGAAUCCCCUAAUUUUGAGAAAGAUUCAGAGUCUUCGUUUCCAAAUGAAAUGUUCAGAUUUGGGCUUAUCCCUGCUGGAUCUACUGAUGCCAUCGUUAUCUGUACUACUGGGGUUCGAGAUGCUGUAACAUCAGCAUUGCACAUCAUCCUCGGUAAAAAGGUGCACCUUGAUAUAGCUCAAGUUGUAAGAUGGAAGAAAACAAAUUCAGCAAAUGAAGAACCAUGUGUACGCUAUGCUGCUUCUUUCGCUGGGUAUGGCUUUUAUGGAGAUGUCAUUACCGAGAGCGAGAAGUACCGGUGGAUGGGACCUAAGCGAUAUGACUAUGCCGGAACAAAGGUUUUCCUUCAGCACAAGUCAUAUGAGGCAGAGGUUAGUUAUCUUGAAGUCGAACCUAAAGAAGCUAGCUUGAGUUCUGACGCAGUUCCUGAAGUCCAAAGCAGGAGGUUUUGGUGUCUUCCUAAAAAGCCUGAUCGGAUGACUUGUCGUGCUAACUGUGCCAUAUGUAAUUCAAAAUCCGACCACACAGUCACUAGAUCCGCCAGCCUAGCCCAAGACUUUGAAGGAAUGAAAUGGUCAAGUUCCAAAGGACGUUAUCUGAGUGUUGGUGCUGCUGUGAUAUCUUGCCGGAAUGAAAAGGCUCCUGAUGGCCUAGUAGCUGAUGCUCAUCUUUCUGAUGGGUUCCUUCACCUGAUAUUGAUAAAAGACUGCCCUCACCCUUUUUAUUUGUGGCACCUCAUUCAGCUUGCUAGGAAAGGUGGGGAACCCCUGGGCUAUAAAUUUGUCGAACACCAUAAAACUCCAGCUUUCACAUUCAAAUCUUUCGGGAAGGAGGGAGUAUGGAAUGUGGAUGGAGAGCUUUUUCUUGCACAACAGCUAUCUGCUCAAGUAUUUCGAGGCCUUAUUAGCUUGUUUGCAACUGGUCCUGAGGAAUAAAAUACCCACAUAUGUUCAACUUAUGAUAUUUUUCCAAUAUUAUCUUAUCUGGAAAUAGUUGCAAGGGACAGAUUCGGGUUAUUCAAGAGGCUGGCGAGCGCUCAACCAGAAUCGAAGCAGCCUUCAGAGCUUGAUGGAGUGGUUAUCUAAUGAAUUCAGUUGUACUAUCAGUAUGUGUUGGUGUUGGAGACAAUCUGGGAUGGGUGCUUUUUUUGAGGUUUCAUGGAAGCAACUUGUCACUUGAGUCUUGUUCCUGCUGACAUGCAGUGAUGCUAUUGAUGUGUAAUAUCCACAAUAUAAACUGCUGUUGCUGCGUUUCAACGUGUAUCAUAUAGAUGACCCAAAUUUGUAAAUUUUAGUGGGGAAUUUGCCAUGUUGUUUCAAUGUGAGUCUACUCAUCAGUCCUCAACUA
Salvia miltiorrhiza (redroot sage) is the source of this 2443-nucleotide messenger RNA. RefSeq names its product ceramide kinase. The coding region runs from base 190 to 2031 and encodes 613 amino acids. The transcript has 12 exons. The record is from RefSeq and is a predicted model, not a curated record. Lineage: Eukaryota; Viridiplantae; Streptophyta; Magnoliopsida; Lamiales; Lamiaceae. Gene Ontology annotation, molecular function: kinase activity.